Messenger RNA from Colletotrichum truncatum, 1740 nucleotides. Its product is annotated as Peptidyl-prolyl isomerase CWC27. The record is from RefSeq and is a predicted model, not a curated record. Gene Ontology annotation, molecular function: peptidyl-prolyl cis-trans isomerase activity. Gene Ontology annotation, cellular component: catalytic step 2 spliceosome. NCBI's taxonomy places the organism in Eukaryota, Fungi, Ascomycota, Sordariomycetes, Glomerellales, Glomerellaceae. Gene Ontology annotation, biological process: protein peptidyl-prolyl isomerization; protein folding.
AUGUCGUCAAUUUACAACCUCGAGCCGCAACCGACGGCGUCAGUUAUUUUGCAUACGACACAAGGAGAUAUUUCCGUCGAACUUUUCGCGAAGCAAACGCCACUUACCUGCCGCAACUUCCUUCAGCUGGCCCUCGAUGGCUACUACGACAACACCAUAUUUCACCGUCUGGUUCCAGGUUUCAUUUUACAGGGAGGCGAUCCGACCGGCACCGGUAAUGGAGGGGAAUCGAUCUACGACGGAGGCGCCUUCAGCGGCGAACUGGAUCCUUGGCCGAUGGACCAGCGACGAGGACAAAAUGCUGGCCUCACUGGUGUUGGAUUUAAAGACGAGUUCCACUCGCGGUUAAAGUGGAAUCGGCGUGGACAGCUGGGCAUGGCGAAUGAGAGUAAACCCGAUACGAACGGUAGCCAAUUCUUCUUCACUCUCGACAAGGCCGAGGAACUGAACAAUAAGAACACAUUGUUCGGACGAGUGGCGGGCGACACAAUCUACAACUUGGCGAAAAUGGGCGAGGCUGAAGUUACCCCUGGUACCGACCGACCGACUUAUCCUGUCAAGAUCACGAGCGUCGAGAUUCUCGUGAACCCCUUCGAGGAUAUGGUGAAGAGAUCGAGGAUCGCAACCCAGGUGCCGAAGGCUGCGGCUCCCGAAAAGAAAAAGAAGAGGAAAGGAGGAAAACAAUUAUUGAGCUUCGGAGACGACGAGGGGGACGCCGAAGAGGUCCCAGUCCUGAAGAAAACCAAGUUCGACACUAGAAUUGUAAUGGAUGUGGAGGAAGAGGAAGGAGAAUCCAUGGAGAAGAAGUCAAAAGCAAGGUCAAAGGCCAAGGCGAAGGAGAAGAAGAUGGAAUCUGUUACCCCUCCUGCAAGACCUGAUUCCAGACCUACCGAGACCGAGGAGAUGAGGACGGCAUCGAAGGAUUCUUUGUCACCACGGAAGUGGAGCGAUAUUCCCAUUCGGGCGCAGGACAGCCCGUCGUCCGAGGUCAAGACACUGAAGCCCAAGUCUGCUCUCGAGAAGGCAAACGAGGACAUUGCUGCGCGCGAUGGUUCAAGGGAGCGGAGUUUCCAGGCCGAACCAAUCAAAGAGACGAAGAAAAGUGCUCUCGAGAAGACAAAUGAGGAAAUUGCUGCGCUCAAGGCUUCGAUGAAGCGGACUUUCCAGACCGAACCAAUCAAAGAGACGAAGAAGAGUGUUCUCGAGAGCAUGAUCCCGGAAACAUCAAUUAGAGGUAGGAAGAGGAGGCAUGGUGGAAACACGAGCGCUCGUGAUGACCAACAGGCUCUUGAUUUUCUGAAAGCCUUCAAAUCAAAGCUCGAUCAAGCUCCGGAAGACAAGGGCAAUGGACCCGUUUCUGUCGAUCAGGAAGAUAACGGAAGAGAAAAACAUGGCACGAAGGUCGACGAGGAAGCGGAACUGUGUGAUUUGCAUUUCAUCGCCGAUUGUCAGAGUUGCAAGGCGUGGGACCAAGCUGCAGAGGAAGAUAGCGACGACGAGGGAUGGAUGUCUCAUGCACUCAGUUUCAAGGCAGACAAGCUGGGCAAGGACCUGAAUUACCGCAAGAAGGCAGAAGAGGAGCUGGUGGUGAUUGAUCCCAGAGAAAAAGCUAGGACACUCCAGGAAGACAGGAAGGCAUCACGAGAAGCCCGGAGCGGAAACUCCGGGCGGGAAUGGGAUCAGGCGCGGAAUGCAAAGAUGGCGAGAGCUUCGGCUCUUGCGGGCAGAGGAGCCAGGUAG